AUGUUUGUCCUGUUGGGCUUCUCGGAGCAUCCAUGGCUGGAGACUCCUUUCUCUGAGCUGGCCCUCUUUGUGGUCCUCCUGGUGUCCUACAUCCUGGCCAUGCUGGGGAAUGUGGCCAUCAUCCUGGCGUCCUGCCUGGACCCCCAGCUGCAGAGCCCCAUGUAUGUUUUCCUCAGCCACCUGUCCUUUCUGGACCUGUGCUACACUACCACCACUGUCCCCCAGAUGCUGACCAACAUGGGCAGCUCCCAGAAGACCAUCAGCUACAGUGGCUGCACUGUGCAGUAUGCCAUCUUCCACUGGCUGGGGUGCACUGAGUGCAUUGUCCUGGCUGCCAUGGCCCUGGACCGCUACGUGGCCAUCUGCGAGCCGCUUCGCUACGCCUUGGUCAUGCGCCGGCCCCUCUGUCUGCUGCUGGUGGCUGUGGCCUGGCUCAGCGGCUUUGGCAACUCGCUGGUGCAGGUGGUCCUGACGGUGCAGCUGCCCUUCUGUGGGAGGCAGGUGCUGGACAACUUCUUCUGCGAGGUGCCGGCCAUGAUCAAGUUGUCGUGCGCUGACACAGCUAUCAACGACGCCACGCUGGCUGUGCUGGUGGCCUUCUUUGUGCUCGUGCCCCUGGCACUCAUCCUGCUGUCCUACAGCUGUAUUGCCCGUGCCGUGCUCAGGAUCCGCUCAGCCCAGGGGCGGCGCAAGGCUGUGGGGACCUGCUCCUCCCACCUGCUGGUGGUGUCUCUUUUCUACCUGCCUGCCAUCUACAUGUACCUGCAGCCGCCGUCCAGUUACUCCCAGGAGCAGGGCAAGUUCCUCUCUCUCUUCUACUCCAUCAUCACACCCACCCUCAACCCCUUCAUCUACACCCUGAGGAACAAGGUCAUGAAGGGGGCACUGAGGAGGCUCCUGGCCAGGGCCUGCAGGCUGUGCUGCAGACAAGGGUCUGGGACAGGGCAGCCAGCCUGGUGAGGACUCGAGGCCAGCAUCUGUGCCUGGAGUGGUCCUUGGCUUGUGGCAGUCUCCCAGGGCAGAAGAGCACCUCGAA
Ochotona princeps (American pika) is the source of this 1036-nucleotide messenger RNA. Its product is annotated as olfactory receptor 2B11. Gene Ontology annotation, biological process: G protein-coupled receptor signaling pathway. The transcript has 2 exons. The coding region runs from base 1 to 960 and encodes 319 amino acids. Gene Ontology annotation, molecular function: olfactory receptor activity; G protein-coupled receptor activity. The record is from RefSeq and is a predicted model, not a curated record. Gene Ontology annotation, cellular component: membrane. NCBI's taxonomy places the organism in Eukaryota, Metazoa, Chordata, Mammalia, Lagomorpha, Ochotonidae.